CGAAAGCCAUGCGCCACUUGGCCGUCUGGCUGUGCGUCGGGGUGGUCGCUUGCGUCUCCCUGCAGGACUCCUCGCCGGUGCCCGCGGGACAUCCCCGGGAAGGUGAUAGCGCUUCUCGGCUGCCGAAGCCAGACAGAAAGCCAACGAACGUUCGGAGGAUGCAGGUGAACUUCUACGUUCGCUCCUCGGCGGACCCUGACAGUGGUUGCCGCCUGACCAUCGGUGACGAGCAGAGGCUGGACAUCUGCAAGUUCAACCUGUCCGCUAAAAGCUUUUUCAUCAUCCAUGGGUGGACGAUGAGUGGCAUGUUUGAAAUGUGGCAAGGCAGACUGGUGCAGGCUCUCCGGGAACGGGAGAAGGAUGCCAACGUGGUGUUAGUCGACUGGCUCGAUUUCGCCCAUCAGCUCUACACCCACGCCGUCAAUUACAGCCGGGUGGUGGGAAAGGAGUUGGCGACGCUGCUGGACUUUCUGGAGGAGAAAGAGCAUUUCCAGCUGCAGAACGUCCACUUGCUCGGCUACAGUCUUGGCGCGCACGUGGCUGGCUUUGCCGGGAACUAUGUUCGUGGGACCAUAGGCAGGAUUACAGGAAUGGACCCAGCCGGCCCGAUGUUUGAAGGAGUCGAGCCCGACAAGCGCCUCUCUCCUGAUGAUGCGGACUUUGUGGACGUCUUGCACACGUACACGAGAGAAGCCCUGGGUGUCAGCAUCGGGAUCCAGAUGCCCAUAGGUCACAUUGAUGUCUACCCCAAUGGAGGAGAUGUCCAGCCAGGGUGCACCUUGACCGACGUCUUGGGGUCACUCGCCUACGGGAAUUUCGGGGACGCAGUCCAGUGCGAACACGAGCGCUCCGUGUUCCUCUUUGUUGACUCGCUGGUCAACCAGGAUAAGCAAAGCUUCGCCUUCCAGUGCACUGACUCCAGCCGCUUCAAGAAAGGGAUCUGCUUGAGCUGCCGGAAGAAUCGCUGCACCGGCAUCGGCUACAACGCCAAGAAGAUGCGCAACAAGAGGAACAGCAAGAUGUAUUUGAAAACGCGGGCCGACAUGCCUUUCAGAGUUUAUCACUACCAAAUGAAAAUACACGUCUUCAGCUACAAGAACUUGAAAGACACCGAGCCCGCCUUCUCUGUGACGCUGCACGGCACCAACAGUGACUCCCAGCCCCUGCCUCUGGAAAUAUACGGGCAGAUAGGACUGAACUUCACCAACACCUUCCUGGUGUACACCGAAGAAGACGUGGGAGACAUCCUGAAGCUCAAGCUCAUGUGGGCAGGGUCCACUCAGACGUGGUACGGCCUGUGGAAGGAGCUCAGGAGCUACUGGGUUCAGCCUGACAAUUCCCAAAAGGAGCUUCAGAUCCGGCGUAUCCGUGUGAAGUCUGGAGAAACUCAGAAGAAACUCACUUUUUGUGCAGAGGACCCCCAGUUGACCAACAUCUCUCCUGGCAAAGAGCUCUGGUUUGUGAAAUGUCGAGACGGCUGGCAGGUGAAGAACCGAACCAGAUCAGCAAACAGCUCGCUCUGAAAUGUCCUUCUUUGAAGACUCACCAUACUGAGUGAGGAUCGAACCGGCCAAAACGGCAAGAGAAGAAGGCGAGUGCCGAAGAGAGCAGCACGGCUGAACGACAUGGCUGCCACCUCUCAGUCUUCUUAUUUUUCUCACUCGCACUUGCAAAGCCUGACUGUUCCAAGGUGGAGCUCUCUUGCCUCCUUAAACUGUGACAAUGCAAACACUGUGUCUGGGGACACCAGAACAUCCUUUAUUUAUGGCUACCCCUUAGACUAACUUAUUUAAAGCGUCCGCCUUUUACUAAACUGGCCCUCUUUUCAGGAGACCCUGACUUGCCUGCCGAAACUGACUUGUCCGGAUGAGCGAGCACUCGCCAUCUGGUCUUUCAGUCUCGUAUCUUCGUUUGCAAAAUACAGAGUGUAGAG
Messenger RNA from Gekko japonicus, 1933 nucleotides. RefSeq names its product lipase, endothelial (gene LIPG). Bases 9 to 1523 code for a protein of 504 amino acids. Lineage: Eukaryota; Metazoa; Chordata; Lepidosauria; Squamata; Gekkonidae. The transcript is spliced from 11 exons. Gene Ontology annotation, molecular function: protein binding; lipoprotein lipase activity. The record is from RefSeq and is a predicted model, not a curated record. Gene Ontology annotation, biological process: lipid metabolic process.